UAUACUAAAAAUUCAUAAUAUAUAACAUUAGUAGUAAAAUAAUAUGGGAGUGAGAAAAUGUGAGUACUGUGGGUCAAGUGAGAUUGAGGACUAUACUCAUCUGGGUGAGUUAAUCUGUCAAGACUGUGGAGCCGUAUUGCAGGAAAACACAAUAUUAGAGCAAGUGGAGUAUGCAGAUAACAGUUCUGGAAAUACUCAAGUCUUAGGCAGAUUUGUAUCAAAUUUAUCCUCGGGAAGACAAACCCUAUCCUACAAUAAUUGGCACAGCAGAGAACAGGUGAUAAAUCGUGGAAAUGAAAAUAUUAAGAGAAUAGCAGAGGCUUUAAAACUCUCUCCACAUCAUAUUGAUGCGGCUAAGAGGAUUUAUUUACUGGCUGUUCAAAGGAAUUUUACAAUGGGUAGAAAUAACCUCCACGUUGCUUCAUGCUGUUUAUAUACUAUUUGUCGCAGAGAAAAGACUCCUCAUCUACUAAUUGACUUCUCAGAUGUAUUAUUAACUCCUGUAAAGACUAUUGGGCAGAUUUUCAUGAAAUUAGUGAGAAUGUUGCAUAUAUCAGUCCCAAAUGUAGACCCUUCAAUAUUUUUUGAAAGAUUCGCCACUCAGUUGAAGUUGAAGGAUAUUCACAAGAUCAUCAAUACUGGUAAUAGAAUAAUCCAAGCCAUGAAUAGGGAUUGGUUGUGCACUGGUAGGAGACCCACGGGUUUGUGUGGAGCUGCUUUACUGGUUGCUGCACGUUUUCAUGGCAUUCCACUCUCUGCAGAAGCUGUUUCAUCUGUCGUUAGGAUCUCCCACCCUACUAUACUUAAGAGAUUGUCUGAAUUUAAAGUUACCAGCACUGCAAAUAUUAAAGUUUCAGAAUUUGACACUAUAGAUAUCGAUACUCUACCUAAACUGAGCCUACCACCAUGUCUGCUGAAUAAACUUGUUAAGAGGAAGAAAUAUUACGACGGUGACUCUACUGCUUCUGAAUGUGUAUCUACCAGCUCUGACUACGAGAGAAUCAGCACUGAUAAUGACAGGGUGAGCACAGGUACAGGAUCUGGCACUGACACUCCUGUGAAUGAAAUUAAUCUUGGAAUUUCCAAUGAUUUAUUAUGCAAUGAUGAACCCACUCCCAACCAAAUCAACACCAUUGCUCAAUCCAUUUUAACUUCCCUUAAUAGUAUUUCAACUCCCACUAAAUAUUCCCACACCACUCUCCAAUCUGACAGCAUUGAUACUUCCAAUGACAGCACCGUUGACAGUGUCAGCACCAUCCCUGACACUAAUUUGGACAACAGCGCCGACACUGUGGAGCUAAGCAGUGACGACGAAGACGACCUUGCGAUGUUCAAGGAGAUGAUUUUGCCCGAGGGUGAGCGGAAGAUGAAGAUGAUUUUGUGGGACGAGGUCACCAAGGACAUUAUGCCCAAGGUGUACAGAAGACAGAUGGAGCGGAAGAGGAAGGAGCAACUUGGCCAGAACGUAAAAAAGAGAAAGUACGUCAGGAGAGUUUACUCAGAGUAUCCUGAGGCUCAAGACGCCGUUGAAUCUGCUCGGAUGGCUCUUGAGCGCCACGCCAAGGGAUUCAUGAACCAUGUAAACAAGGAUGUUUUCAAAUCACUUCUUUCACAGUCUACUUAAUAUUUUAUACUAUUU
Messenger RNA from Theileria parva strain Muguga, 1639 nucleotides. RefSeq names its product Transcription factor TFIIB repeat family protein (gene Brf1). Gene Ontology annotation, cellular component: transcription factor TFIIIB complex; transcription preinitiation complex; nucleus. The record is from RefSeq and is a predicted model, not a curated record. NCBI's taxonomy places the organism in Eukaryota, Apicomplexa, Aconoidasida, Piroplasmida, Theileriidae. Gene Ontology annotation, biological process: transcription by RNA polymerase III; DNA-templated transcription initiation; transcription preinitiation complex assembly. Gene Ontology annotation, molecular function: TBP-class protein binding; RNA polymerase III type 3 promoter sequence-specific DNA binding; RNA polymerase III general transcription initiation factor activity. The transcript has a single exon. The coding region runs from base 44 to 1624 and encodes 526 amino acids.